This is a messenger RNA of Enterobius vermicularis (human pinworm), 534 nucleotides long. The record is from the annotation of a GenBank genome assembly. NCBI's taxonomy places the organism in Eukaryota, Metazoa, Nematoda, Chromadorea, Rhabditida, Oxyuridae.
AUGUUUCCAAGACAGGAACAGUCUAGUUCAAGAACGCCGGUUCGGCGAUGCUUAUUUGGUCGUCCGAAUCCUCAGCGAACUAAACAGUGGUUAAAUGAGCGCAUAGAAGAGAUGCGCGAAGAAAAUGAGAGUCGUAUGGCAAAAUGGGGUUUUGAUUUUGAAGCUGAUACUCCAUGUGUGUCUGCAUCAUCGGACUUCAUUUAUACAGCAGUUCCGGCUUCGUCGGUUCCGCUGUUUUAUCGUUAUAUGCGGUAUAAAAAGGAAGACUGUAGUAAUACUGAAAAUCAUAGCCCUGAUUUGUCAGAUUCUGACAGUUCAAUGGAAGAAGCCGCACCUUCACAUGUCCCAGUUAGUUCGAAAUAUACACGUGCACCGCGUACGCCGAGAAAACAAACAAAAUUGACUUCAUAUCUCAGAGUUGAACAACGUAAACGGCUACAACGUUCAGCAAAAAUUGAAGAUUUGUGUGGACCAAGAGGUUCCUCAGAUAUUCCUAAUUCUGGGAUAAGACAUCUGAAAGAAGCGUCACAGUAG